UCCCGGCAGCCUUUGAAUUCUAAUCUGUGCGCGAGCGACGGCAACGAAACGCUGACGGUUUAGCAGUUCCCGUUAACGUCGUAUUUCAUUCAACUUCGGUCAGGUUUUUUUUGUGUGUGUAGAAUCUUCACCUUCCAAAUAUAGGACAAUGUCCACGGCUUUGGAGAGUUACAUCAAUCGCACUGUAGCAAUUAUCACGUCUGAUGGCAGGAUGAUCGUGGGAACCCUAAAAGGCUUUGAUCAGACAAUUAAUCUAAUUCUAGAUGAGAGCCAUGAGCGGGUAUUUAGCUCUACCCAAGGAGUUGAACAAGUGGUGUUGGGAUUAUAUAUAGUCAGAGGGGAUAAUGUGGCAGUGAUUGGUGAAAUUGACGAGGAAACGGAUUCUGCAUUGGAUUUGGGAAAUAUUCGUGCUGAGCCUCUCAAUUCUGUAGUACACUGAGAAUCCUCUUCAAUCUGUAAAUAAGGACUCCAGUAGCCAGUAUUUUCAUACUGUAUGUUUUUGUUUUGAUAGUGUUGGUAUUGAUGUGUGCAGCUUCUGAGGACCUAUAUUUUUCUGGAUUGCAAUUUUAAUAGGAUCUUCCAAGUUUUCUGCUUUGAUAAUUAUGAAGAUAUGAGAAUAAACUAUGUAAAAGUCAGUCUUUUUGCAUGUAAUACAUUUCUGUUACAACCAUAAAUCCAUAGAUUAAUUAUUCCAAUUCCUGGACCCUCUCAAUCCAUUCCAGUGUUAGUUGGGGCCAGUUGUUUCUGGUGAAGUAGAUGUGGUGUAGGAUUCAGCACUAUACCAGGAAGUAGGCCCCUGCAGAACUUUUUUUUUUUUUUUUUUCUGAUGGAAAUGGGGAGAAAAAGCACACACUGAGUACAGUGCCUGGGUGGGCUCGAAUUAAAACCCAGGGCUUGUUAAACUGCAAAUGCUACCCACUCUGCCACUCCUGUUCAGAAAUUUUCUAUUGCUCAUUGCAGGUUUUGCAAGAUUUUUAACCAAGUGUACCAUGCCUGUUACUUCUUACCCGAAAUCCUUAUGUUUAGUCCUGCAGGUUUACAGAAGUUCCAACCCAGUUGUUUAAUUAGAAGUUAAUCCAAAAGAUUUGUGAUUUGGAACAGAUCAGGUCUCGGUCUUUCUUCUAUUUCCCUGUUUCUUUCUAAAUAUUUUAUUAAAACAGACAGUUCAUGAACCUACACAGUUGUAAAUAGGGCCAAGUGAAAUUUUGAGCUGCUGAUUUUAUUUUCUCCUGUUUGUUAAUUGGAAACUGGCUAAAAAUAGUGAAUUGAUACUGUUUUAAAAUACAAUUUGAGUGAAAUCCUGACAAAUAAGUUAACUAAAGCAAAACACAAAAUGUUCUUUGAGCAAUAGCUACUUACAGUAGCAAUACUACUCUCUUUUUCUUGGUUUUCAUCCUGCUGUCUUUUGAUUUGAUCCUUAAUCCUAAUUAUUCUUAGACUAACUUGCUUUGUAUGUUGCAAAGUUGCUUUGGAUACAUUCAUCUGCUUAAUAAGUAAUAAUAGUAACGGAUUCCUCAGCAAAAAAUGACUUCUGGUUAUGCAGUUGGGUUGGGAUUGAACAAAAACAUGCAGUCACUGCAGCCCCCCAGUAGUAAACUGUUCCUGAGCCUCAAGGUCCAUGUAGGAAAGGGUCUGAAGUGCUUGCCAGAUGGGAAAAGUUCAAAUAGACUGUGGCACGGGGGAGUGGAAUCCAUGCAGAUGCUGGUGGCUUUCCUGAGUCAACGUGUGCUAUAAAUGUCCUCCAGUGCUGGAAGUUGUAUCCUCUGUGCUCUCGACACAACCUGUGUAGCUGUGAUACCACACACAAAUAUAAAAAGCAGGUUAAAUUAUGUGGUAUUUGGAAUAGUUUGGCCAUUCCUUGCACCAUUGUAUUAUUACAGAAUGAUCACAAUCAAGUGCAUUAAAUUUGUAAAUGAUA
Molecule: messenger RNA, 1918 nt
Organism: Erpetoichthys calabaricus (reedfish)
Lineage: Eukaryota; Metazoa; Chordata; Cladistia; Polypteriformes; Polypteridae
Gene: lsm8
Product: LSM8 homolog, U6 small nuclear RNA associated
Exons: 4
Coding region: 149-439 (96 amino acids)
Biological process (GO): mRNA splicing, via spliceosome
Cellular component (GO): U4/U6 x U5 tri-snRNP complex; U6 snRNP; precatalytic spliceosome
Molecular function (GO): RNA binding
Source: RefSeq, a predicted model, not a curated record